GAUCUCUCGAAUAAGCUUGGAGUAACCUCCAAGACACAAAUGCAGUGGUAGUGGUCUUCUUCCUCCCAAACACUUGCGAAGAUCUCCGAAAUUUGCAUUCACUCCCUCCUAGUUUCUAUACUUUUGAAUAUAAUUGUACUGCGCAAACCUAAUCAACGAUGUCGAUCUUCGAGUACAAUGGAAGCGCACUAAUAGCGAUGGUUGGUAAGAACUGCUUCGCCAUCGCCAGUGAUCGGCGUCUCGGAGUUCAGUUGCAGACCGUCGCCACCGAUUUCCAGAGAAUCCACCAAAUACACGACCGCCUCUUUCUUGGUCUCUCUGGUCUCGGCACCGAUGCCCAAACUUUGCAUCAACGGCUUGUUUUUCGUCACAAAUUGUAUCAACUGAGAGAAGAGAGGGAUAUGAAGCCUGAGACUUUCGCUAGCCUUGUUUCAAGUAUUCUUUAUGAGAAAAGGUUUGGUCCGUAUUUCUGUCAACCUGUAAUUGCUGGAUUGAGUGAUGAAGAUAGGCCCUUCAUUUGCACAAUGGACUCAAUUGGAGCCAAGGAGCUUGCAAAAGAUUUCGUUGUUGCUGGCACAGCAUCAGAGUCACUAUAUGGAGCAUGCGAAGCAAUGUUCAAACCUGACAUGGAGCCUGAGGAAUUAUUUGAGGCCAUUUCUCAAGCUCUUUUAUCAUCCGUAGAUCGUGACUGUUUGAGUGGCUGGGGAGGACAUGUCUUUGUUGUUACACCCACUGAAAUAAAGGAAAGACUCUUGAAGGGAAGGAUGGACUAACCUCUCUUAUGAAGAGUUGGAAGAGACAUGCUGCACUCCAACUGGUUUUCGUGUGAACUGCGAACCAUAGACUCUGUAUUUAACCGGGAACCUUCUUGACCGUUUACUGUUUUAAGCUGUAAUUCUGUGGUGCUUCAAAUUGUUUUACUACCCUUGUUAAAUUUGAAAUUGACUCGUCUAGUUAGAUGUUCAAUGUUUGAUUUGCUUUAUCAUGAAUUUCGUUUUCUUGA
Molecule: messenger RNA, 1003 nt
Organism: Tripterygium wilfordii
Lineage: Eukaryota; Viridiplantae; Streptophyta; Magnoliopsida; Celastrales; Celastraceae
Product: proteasome subunit beta type-3-A
Exons: 7
Coding region: 159-773 (204 amino acids)
Biological process (GO): proteasome-mediated ubiquitin-dependent protein catabolic process
Cellular component (GO): proteasome core complex, beta-subunit complex; proteasome core complex
Source: RefSeq, a predicted model, not a curated record